AUGAUGAUAACGUUACAACUUAUGAUAAAGAUAACAAAAUCAAGAAUCUUCCUUCAAAAAUCAGCCAUCACACAAGUCUCCGCGGCGCUGCAGGCGUGGAGCGGUGAGCUCGAGAGGAGGACUGGAGAAGUUACUUCACAAUUAGAUUCACUUAGCGCACAUAUAAACAAAAACAUUAAUAGUGUUAAUAAAUUGCAUGACUAUGACACUGAUGUAGCUAAAUGGCAAGAGACCGUCAUGGGUCAGCUGAUUCCGACGACCUACAAAGUCGAUUCGGCAAUUAAAAAGCUUGACGGUACAUUGCAGAAUAGGGUGCAGCAAGCAUAUAACUUGGUUGAAUUACAUAUCCAUAAUGUUGAUGACGGUGUGGAGAGGGAGCAGAAGCAUAUGAUGGCGUUUGGGAAUAAGGUUAAAGGGAAGCUAGAAAAGAUCAAAAUUGCGGUUAAUAAAAAUAUUGUAAACUGCUUCAAGGAGCUCAGUAAGACGGUGGAGCAUAGCAUUAAGAAUAUUCACAAGCAAGUAAAACAAAUUGAUGAUUUGCUUAAGGAGCGUGUUGAGGAGUUGCAAAAAUGGAUUGGAAGCGCUGAUGAGACAAUGCAGAGUGCGUUGGGAAAGGUGACAAAAAUAUUGGAGGAAGUUGACAGUUCUGAAAAAUCUGUGAGUAAGGAAGGGAUUGAGGCUGCGGCCAAGGAUAUUGAGAGACAGGCUGAUAUAUUUCAUAAUCAAUUUACGCAGCUGAAGGACCAGUAUAAUGAUGUUUUUACAAAACUUAAAGGAAAAAAGGGAACGGGUGAAAAGGGUCCGGAGGGCGGCGUGUUGGGAAAGCUGCUAGGACUUUAUGAGACUGUUAAGGGACGGGUGCCGGGAAGAUUUGAUGACUUUAAUACGGAUAGCGGUGAAUGGUAUUUGAACAAAAGCAGUGAAAUCAGUAAUAUUACGGAGCACAUUAAAACGAGCAUUAAGGCGUAUGUAACCAAGCAAUUGGGAGGGAGGCUGAAGACUGCGCUCAAAAAGUACACUAAAAUUAUUGCGGACGACGAUGAAGAUGAUAGUGAUGACGAUAAUCACGUCGGUGUCCUUGAGUUAAUCGAAACAGGCCUAAUGACUCACGCUAUGAAGUUCAAGUAUAAUUUUAAUAAUGAGAUAUUGCCGGGGUGGCUGGAUGAUAUUUUGGGGAGGGAUGGGAAAGGUGGGAUUAACGCUGUGAAAUCCUGGAUGAAGCAGUAUGCUGAUGGCCACAUAAGUCAGGAUAUUAAGGAAAAUAUUGUGAAAGAUAAGGUUAGCACACACGUUAAGACUCAGAUUAUAAAACACCUUAGCGCCCAAAUCUCGGAAGCUCAGAAUAGGAUUGCAACAGAAAACGAUAUAACGACCAAUCUGAUCGCUGUGACGGGCAUUUGCAAAACAUUUGCCGAGCAACUCGGGCAGAAAUUUGACAAGGGAGACAUUAGUUAUAGUAGUAGUGGUUUGUUUGUGAGAGGCAUUGUCGACACGAUUGAAGCCGAAUUAGAAACUUCGACAGCUCGUCCAUCCUUCAGAUCAACUCUUCAAGAAGUUGUGAAAACCACCGUCAUUGCGCUAUGUUCGAAGGCCAAGCAAGUUGAAAACGAACUUGGAUCAUUACUGGAUGAAAAAGGCAUAAACAUCGGCAAAGUUAAUGAGGCCAUUGCGCAGGUUAUAUCGCUCGGAGGCAGUCUUGAGAAAGAGAUUGCAACCGCUCCAGACACUCUCGGACCUCUAGGUGAAACAAUCAACGAAGCGCUUGGCGAUGCAGCCACCGGCGAAGAGUUCAACAACAGGCUCACCGCGCUCCUCCACGAGGCGGUAAUCAAAGGAGUAGGGGCGUUUGAAAAGGCACUUCAGGGUCCAGUUAUUCAGGUGAUAAGUGAUAUGAAAAAGGAUAUAAACAUACAAACAUCGGUUGCGGAGUCCACAAAAAGUCAGAUUGAAACACAAGCCAGAAAAGUAACCUCCACCCUUAAAGCCCUCUGCCAGGCUAUCAAAGCGCAGGCAAACGACCAAGAUGGGCUGAAGCACGUCUUAACAGAGUUUAAAACAAAGACAAUUGGUAGGGACUCUACGGGGGAGCUCCAGCAACUCAAAGAGAGAUUUAGCCAACUCCAAUCCGACAACGUCGACAAACUUACCGACGCCGUGGGGAAGUUGCUUAUCGAUACCUUUCCAAAUGCGGUUCGAAAAUGCACUCAAACCAUCCGUGUUCACUUUGAAGCAAAGAUUGAUGAUGCAGUGUACGACAUCAAAAAGGAUGUGCUGAAGCGCUAUGUGACGUCUAAGAAAUCGGAGCUUCAGCAACUGCGGGAUUUCGUUGACGAGAAACUUCAAGAGGUAACAAAAAUUAUUGAAGCAGAUAAACAAAGCGGCCUGAAAGGCUUCCUUAGAACCCUUAUUGGCGUUCCGGCGGAUGAGAGAGUUAUAACUACCGAUAACAAACUUGACGCCGUUAAAAAUUACGAUCAUUCACUUACUACACACCCCGCCAAAUUCCAAUCCCUCUCCGAACAAUCCCUCGCCUACCUAAAACACAUCCACACUUACGUCUCCUCCGACCUCCCCAAACAUCUCCCCUCCUCCCAAUACCCCUCCCAACUUUCCACAAUCCACUCCCAUCUCUCCACCCUCCUCUCCCACCUGUCCGCCGCAAAACACUUCACCCACGAGGUCCCCGGAAUGCUCGCGGAACUCAAGGCAUCCGUCCAAGCACUCCACUCCACAGGCUUCGGCAACCCCGCGUAUCCCGUGCUCGACGCUUUCCCCAAGAGCCUGCUGCCGUUCGUCGAGCAGCUGGAGAGGGGGUAUGUUAAUAGGUAUGAGGGGGGUGAGGAAAUAUUAUUGUAUAACUACUUGAGUAAAAAAAUAACUCCGGAAGGCGAAAAGUGCGCUAAGAUAUUUUUGACCUUACUGGAGACGGUGAAUUAUGAUUUACGGGAUUUACUCAGUGGACAUGAUUCUCAUAAAGCGUUGCAGAUUUAUCUAAAGGGAGAGAAUAGACUUGGUCGCUGGUUUAAGGGACGGGGCUUCAAAGUCUCCGAUGAUGACAAGACGCAGAAUGGGGAGUUAGACCGCAAGAAGACAGGAGGAGAUAUUCGUGAGCUUCUUGUCAAAGAUGACGGGAAACACGUCUACAGGAAGGACACCGGUAAAACAGAUACUGGCCCACUCAGGCAACUUGUAGGCCCCCUUAGAGACUAUUAUCGUGUGUGUCACUAUGAAAUUCUUCCAAAACCCAGAGCGCCGAGCAGCGUGAAAGAUAUGCUUCAAUGGCUCCUCGGGUUAUACUUUAACCCGAUUUAUAAUAAACUUGGUGAGUACUUCAAGGAACUGUUCGAAAAGCCUAAACAUCAUGAAGAUAAAAAAUAUUCCGAAAUUGAUGAAAGCCAACUUAGUCUAGAUGCCACGUCAACAAUUACGCCUAAGGAACUCAAAGAGAUACUUCGGGACGUCUGUCUGCACUCUGAAAACACAUUGAUCGCAAUCCUCGGCCGCGGCCAUGAAAAUGGCAGUUACGCCGUUGACUUUUAUACAAACGCACACAAACUAGACUAUCCUAGUAGCCCAUCCGUCUGUUUUGACUUGCUUGUAGAUAUAUUAUUUAGAGUGUAUCACCAACUCCAUUUCGUGUUUAGCCAGUGUCAGAAUGGCACUAGUCGUGGCGGCUGGUCCGACUGCUACUACGGUCGUGGUGUUGGUGGCUCCGAUUGGAACUGCAACAAAAUGCAGUGCCCUGAUCAAAUGUGUGGUCAAACGUCUACCCAAAACUGCAACCAAAGUGCUACCCAAAAUCACAACCAAACAGCUGACCAAAAGUUUAACCAGCAUCCUAUUUGCGGCCUUAAGUCACCGCUCCAGUCAUUCUUUGAAGACGGACUCCCUGGGUUCUUACCACACUCAUUCAAAUCGCCAGGUUGCAAACUGGAAUGUACUUUAGCCAACACAGAGUAG
Babesia ovata is the source of this 3960-nucleotide messenger RNA. RefSeq lists its product as uncharacterized. The record is from RefSeq and is a predicted model, not a curated record. Lineage: Eukaryota; Apicomplexa; Aconoidasida; Piroplasmida; Babesiidae. Bases 1 to 3960 code for a protein of 1319 amino acids. The transcript has 2 exons.